Paraglomus brasilianum is the source of this 1257-nucleotide messenger RNA. The record is from the annotation of a GenBank genome assembly. Lineage: Eukaryota; Fungi; Glomeromycota; Glomeromycetes; Paraglomerales; Paraglomeraceae.
AUGAUUAUUGCGCUCUUAUGUGAUGUAUUCUUAAUUGGCGGAUUGGCUUUUGCCUCUGUUGAGGGCACCCUGCCAAACAUACGACGAUUGCAGUACAUUACUGUCUAUGCAUACUCUUGGGUUUCAGAGUGGCCUUUGCUGUUUAUCUUACUUAAGAUAGGCAUUAAAGUACUCGCCUCUUUCUUUGGAGUUUUUCGGACUUGGUUAUCUCAGGCUUUUUUUGUAUUCGACAUCUUGACGAUGAUUGGGCUCGUCGUUAUUUUCUUAGAUGGAUAUGAAGCAAGGGUUGCCAUACACGAGGCGAUAAAGGACUAUAGUGAUGAAGUAGAAUUCCCAACUCUUUCUAGAGAUUUGUCGAUUUUUAGCGAUACUUUUUGGAAUCGACUUGUCAAUCCGUUCUAUAUUCCAAAAGACGUAAUACAAUAUGCCAAUAUCGCAUAUUGUACUGACAAUGAGCUAGCCGAAGUACAAACCGAUCAAAUGCAAUCAUUGUCACUCGACAUUUACACUCGUAGAGAUACUUUGGCAACCUUGAAGCCCGUUUUUUUAUUCAUUCAUGGAGGCGGAUGGGUAAGAGGUGACAAAGCAUCGCCGUAUCCAUUGAUCCGUCAUUUAGCCGAAUCUGGUCUUACCGUCGUUGCAAUAAACUACCGUCUUGCAUCGGUUGCUCCAUAUCCAGCACAGUUGAUUGACGCAAAACGUGCCUUGCGAUGGGUGAAGAAAACCAUCAAAAAUUUCGGAGGAGACCCUAACUUUAUCGUAGUUGGUGGUGACGGUGCUGGUGGACAUCUCGCUGCGCUUGUUGCUCUGACACCAAAUAAUGCAGAUUAUCAGCCUGGUUUCGAAUUGGUAGACACAAGUGUACAGGCAGCUGUUCUAAUCAAUGCUAUAACGGACGUUCUUAACGAGACAAUGGUCUGGCACUCAAACUUUGCCGAACACUUUGCAAAAAAAAUAGCCAAGUUGGAAACGAACAAUGAGGACUUUUUAAGGCAGCAUUCACCGAUACAUAAUAUAAAACCCGAUUCGGUACCAUUUCUAGUAUUCCAUGGGGAUCGCGAUAAUCUAGUUCCGUUCCAAUUAUCAAAUAACUUUAUGGAACGGUUCAAAAAAGUGUCAAAAUCUGAGAUUCAAUUCGUCCAAAUUCCGGGCGGGCAUCACAUAUACCAUCAAUUUACCUCACCUCGUUCGCAAUAUCAAUCUAUUGGUAUUGAAAAAUGGAUAAAGCAUUUAUACCAUGAUGGAAAGCACGAGUAG